This is a messenger RNA of Actinia tenebrosa (Australian red waratah sea anemone), 1881 nucleotides long. RefSeq lists its product as uncharacterized. The record is from RefSeq and is a predicted model, not a curated record. Lineage: Eukaryota; Metazoa; Cnidaria; Anthozoa; Actiniaria; Actiniidae.
AUGGAAGCUCUUUUUAAAAAUGGGAGCUUUCCUGAGCUAAAGGCAGUGAAAAUUGCAGAGAAUGCAGAUGAAAUACUCGGCAAUGAUGCAGGAAAGGUCAGGACCAAAUUCCUAGCGACGUUUGAUGCGGUUCCGCCGCAAGGCUCCAAAGAACCAGAAAUGUAUUUCAGGCUAAAUAAUUUUCAAAAGGGCUCGAAAUACGAAUAUUAUGCCGUCCCUUCGUCUAUUAAAGUGGAGGAAAACGUGCAAGGUGUGGAUUUUGGAAACUGGACCUUAAAAGGUGAAAUACCUGAGUCUUGCUGCGGAGAAAGCGUCUAUCAAACCCGCACGUGCAACGGAUCAGGUGCAGACUCCUGUGAUGGGCUGCACCUUAACCGUACAUUCCCAUGCCACUUGAAGUACCCUAUCACAUGUAGUGGAAAAGAGAGGAAAUUUUCAUUCAACAUUACCUUGGGAAAUGUUUGGAAAGAUGGGUAUGAAGACUUAAGUUCUAUGGAGUCUAAAGAGCUCGUUAGGAAACUAACCAUGGGAGAGGGGAGCUUGCUGGAAGAGGUUGAAAAUAUUUUCAAAAACAGCAGUACUGGUUAUAAAAAAAUGGAUUCCAAUUCGUUCAAAAUGUCACAAGACAAUGGCAAAGUUCGCGUUUCCUUUACUGUAUUGUUUAGCGAACCUCCAUCUAAUCCAGACGAUCCCGAGGCCGUAUUUCGAUUCAAAACUGAUGAUGGAAAAAUUGGUAACUUUGAAAUCGAUACAAAGUCUAUACAGAUCGAAGAAAGUGUUCCUGGAUUCACUUUUGAACCGUGGACUAACAAGAACCAGGAUGAUUGCAAUAAAUGCUGUGGUGGUCAACUCCAACAAACCAGGACCUGUCAAUCGAAAAUGGGCCGGUGUCCAGAUGCACAGCUGACACGAUCCAUUAGGUGUAACCAUGUCUGUGAGGAGGUCAAGUGUGCAGAUUCUUCCAAGACUGUUCCAUAUGUUUUGGGGAUACUCAUUUGCAUUUUUGCUUCGUCUUUCGCCUGGCUUUGAGCAAAACUUCUCGCGUCAAGAGGACAGUACACAUGCAUUACACUAACACUAUUGGUAUUUAUUAGCUUAACUUAUUAUAGGUGAACGACUCAGAUGAGCGACUGCUCGCAUUUUGUCAUGCUUAGUUUAGUGAAAAAUUUACGCAGAGUUUAAAAAUGUUAUUCCUUUUGCACAUUCUUAAUUUAGAAAAUCGUGAGGGAAAAGUACAAACAGUAGGAAUUACGAGUGUGCUAAAGUGGAGAUCAAUUAGGACCUCAUUACCUUGGGUGUAAUGCUUUCCUAUUUCAGACCACAUGUCAUUCCUUAGAGUAUAAUUUCUUUGUUUAAUGGUUGCGCAUGAGAAGACACAUGAAUAUGAAUACAGCACAAACAAAGAAUCUUGUUCUCAAGUGGAUAUGACACGUGGUCUGAAAUGGAGAAAUAUAACGCCCAAGGUAAUAAAGAGAUCUUUUUCACAUCAUCCAACCAGAGAGCAAAGACAUUUUUUAGUUGCGCUAUGGAUGUUCCCUCGUUCAGACUUAUAGAGCUUUUAAGUUGUAACAUAUUUCCGGGUCGAGCUGCUCAUAAAAACAGCUAAAAUAAAGUGAAAAAAGUUUACUAUGAUUUAACCUUAACAACUAGAUUUAGAACUGUAAUCAUCAAACCCUGUCAUGAAAAAAGUAGGGCAAAACUUUAUAAAACUGCUUUUUUUUUUUGGACCCGGUAGUCGUUCACUAUUGACGUCAAACUUAAAAGCGUAUAUUGCUUGUACGAGUAACUGACGUGAUUUAUUUUUCAUGUUAAUUAUAUUAUUUUUAUUUAUUUAUUUUUAACCUUGUUAAGCUUCAAAUAAACUACAGAAAAUAUCUUAAA